Molecule: messenger RNA, 2760 nt
Organism: Caenorhabditis elegans
Lineage: Eukaryota; Metazoa; Nematoda; Chromadorea; Rhabditida; Rhabditidae
Gene: egas-2
Product: EGF-like domain-containing protein
Exons: 18
Coding region: 1-2760 (919 amino acids)
Biological process (GO): sodium ion transport
Cellular component (GO): membrane
Molecular function (GO): sodium channel activity; calcium ion binding
Source: RefSeq, marked reviewed
AUGAUUUUCCUGCUUUUCCUCAUAUUCCCCUACUACAGUACCCCACAGACUACUGUUGAAUACGUGGCGGCAAGCCCAAAUCCACCUCAUGGAUGUCCGAACUUUGGACUUUGCACAGAUGUUACUACUACAUUAGUUAGCUCUACUAAUGUCUCUACAACCUAUGAGUACGGUUGUGCUCCUGAAAAUUGCUACUGUGUGGAUGGGACUACUAAUGGCACGGAGCCAUGUGACACUAUUGUGGACCAGUGCGGAGACGACCCCUGUGGCGAGCCGGAAUAUUUCCUCUGCACCUCAAAAAUUGAGAGCCAUACCUGCGCCUGUCAAGCUGGUUACACCGGAGCCGAUUGUACAUCAGAACUUGGCACGGCUUGUGCCACAUCACCAUGCCGCUCCGGAGCCACAUGUGUCUCGUCAAACUCGUCUGCAACAACAGAGUACUCGUGUAUUUGCACCGAUCAACAGUUUGGGACACAUUGUGAAUACGACAACCUCUGCGCUAGCAAUCCCUGCCAAAAUAGUGGAAAUUGCACUAUGGUCCUGGAAAAUUCCAAUUACUUGUGCACCUGCUCUCCAGACUGGCAAGGCAGGCGAUGUGAGGUGGCUGACGCGGUUUCUACUCCUCCUGUGCAAGACGGAUGUUACCUGUACGAUACGGGGUCUAUUGGAGCUUGUACCACAAAAUUCACAGAAAAUUCGCUAACUUCAAGCAAAUGUAAUAAUUAUGCACUGGAGCAGAGCACAGACACGGUUACGAUGAACUAUUUGACUCUUUGUGGAGCAUGGUGCAUGGUUUCUGAAGCACCACUGUGCAACACGUCAUGGUAUAUGGACGGUGAUUGCAAAAAGUCGUGCGGUGGAGAUAGCGCAGAAUACUGCGGAAGGUUGAACUCGAGAUGCAUAGUUUACGAGGCAGGGACUUCUGAAACCGACGCCAACGCCUGCACCGACAACUCAACGCUCUGUAACGCCAACCUCGGCCAGGGAAUCUGCAUCAACUUGAGCAGUGACGUCACAAAUGGCUAUCAAUGCAUUUGUGGGCCGCUAUGGACAGACACAGACUGCGAGACUCCAGUAGCCUCUGCGUGUACCCCAAGUCCGUGCUGGAAUGGGAUUUGUGUGCUCAAUGAGCAGUAUAAUACGUAUACCUGCGCAUGUGAUGAUGGAUAUUUCGGGGAUCUAUGUCAAUACCCCGACGUUUGCACCUCUUCCACAUGUCUCUACGGCGGUACUUGCACCGAGACCAGCAGUGGAGGGUACACAUGCUCCUGCUUGAGCCAGUACUUUGGCACCAACUGUGAAGAGAUCAAUCGUUGCAACUAUGCGGAUCCAUGUGUGAAUGGUGACUGCCAGACUACGGUAGAUGGGAUCACUACAAACUACACAUGUACCUGCGAUAGUGGAUGGACCGGGGAGAAUUGUGAUACAAUGAUCGACUACUGCAUCCCAAAUCCCUGCUCUUACAACAGUACCUGCUCUCCGUACUUCAAAGGAUUCAACUGCACCUGUAUUACAGGCCUAACCGGCGCCAAUUGCUCUACAAUAAUCGAUCUAUGCGUCCCGUAUAAGGAUUCCACUGGGAAAUGGAUCAAAUCUCCGUGUAACUCAAAGGAUGACUUGGCGAACUGCACUAUAGAGAUAAAUGGGUUCAAUUGUAGCUGUAGUGAUAAGUGGACGGAUACCUUAUGUGAUUUGAAUGUUCUCAUCAAAGACGUCCUGCUUACAAUCUACGGCCACGUGGAUCUUACCAUGAUUACUCUUCUGAACGAUCUCAUGCAGAACCCGUCACAAAUCAAGGAUAUGGUGCCAUUCAUCACAGGAUUGCUGUCGGACAGUGAACGAUCCGAUCUAAGCUGGGAUGUUGGGGAUCUUUUCAAUUGGAUAGCUUUUGAAGAUCAGAGAUUAGAUCUGGAAAAUGACAUUUACAAGUGGAAUGAUGUAGUACUGGGGAACUGCUUCACCUUCAACCACCAGGAUCAGAACUUCACCUACCUAAUGAGAAGGCCCGGUAGGCAUGGAGGAAUACAAGCAUUCAUGAAAACCCGACAAGACGAGUAUGCACCAUGGUACGACACCGCAGGAAUGCUGGUUUUCAUUCAUAACCGCGAGGAUUACGUGUUCUCCGAGUCUGUUAGGUACAAUGCACAGCCAAAUGCCCAGUCGACUAUAAAUAUUUUUAUGACAAGAUAUACCAGGCUCGGGGGAAGAUAUGGAAAGUGUGUGAAGAAACCGUCGGAAGUCAAGAACUACUACUAUCCGGGAGCUUAUACCACUGAUGGCUGCCUCCGCACGUGCUACCAGGACCGUAUGCAACAGGAGUGCCAGUGCAUGGACCCCCGCUACCCCAAAGCCCCCAACGCUACGUCAUGCCAGUUAUCCGAACGAAGUUGUGUCACCGAAGCAUCCGACGCCGCAGGGGACCCAUCCACCUGGUCAUCUUGUGUAUGCCCGCUGCCAUGCUCCAAUCAGGAGUACUCGGUGACUUGGAGCAAGGCGAAUUUUGUGAAUAUGCCUAUAACCUGCGAGAAGUCUUCUGACGUGGCAACCUGCCAAGCCAACUAUGUGGACCAGCUUAUGGUAUCCAUUGUUCUGCCUAAGCUGGAUUUUCAGAUCUACGCGGAGACCCCUGCUAUGGAUUUCAACAAGUUCCUGUCCCAACUCGGAGGUCAGCUGGGUGUACUAAUGGGAAUUAACCUGGUCACGUUUAUUGAAGUUGUGUUCUUGAUGUUCGGAGUUUUGACAAUAUGUUGUAGAAAGUGA